Fusarium redolens is the source of this 969-nucleotide messenger RNA. Its product is annotated as Alpha/Beta hydrolase protein. The transcript has a single exon. The coding region runs from base 1 to 969 and encodes 322 amino acids. The record is from RefSeq and is a predicted model, not a curated record. NCBI's taxonomy places the organism in Eukaryota, Fungi, Ascomycota, Sordariomycetes, Hypocreales, Nectriaceae. Gene Ontology annotation, molecular function: hydrolase activity.
AUGCCUGUUCAAUAUGACACUGAAUUCGCUGAGGCCCUGGCUCUUAUCAAAUCUGGCCGCCCUCCAGCUCCCCCUGAGACGGCCUUCGAGAUGCGAUGCAACAACCACGCUCUCUUUGCCAAAGUGUUUCCCAUGGCACCCUCUUCUGAUAUCGUUGAACAGACAGAUUAUACGGUUAAGAGUUAUGAUGGCGCCCAGAUACUCCUUCGCCGCUAUGCAACACCAGAAGUCCUUACAGCGAAAGAACCACAACCUGCAAUUCUUGUAAUGCAUGGUGGCGGUUUUGUCUCGGGUACCGUGGAGAUAUGUGGAGGAACCAAUGCCGCCAUAGCGCUCGAAAUUGAAAGGCCAGUGUUCGCGGUUGACUAUCGUCUUGCGCCUGAGCAUGCUUACCCUGCAGCAGUAGAGGAUAGCUUCGCAAGUCUCAAGUACCUUAUAGAGCAUUCAGAAGAGCUAAACAUCGACCCGAAGCGGAUAUGUGUGAAAGGAAAUAGCGCUGGUGGAGGUAUAGCUGUCGGGACUGUUCUUAUGGCUAGGGACAGGGAGCUCGAUCCACCGGUUGCAAAGCUAAUGGCUAUAUAUCCUGAGCUAGACGACAGGACCUGUCACCCUCCUGAUGCUGAGUUUCUCAAACUCGCCACUUGGACCUCACAACACAAUGAACUCGCAUGGAAGGCUUAUAUUGGUGAAGACAAGGCUGGGAAGCCAGACGCAGAUGUUUCGCCUUAUGCAGCACCAGCGAGGGCUAAAAGCUACAAGGGGCUGCCGUCUACAUACGUUGGCGUUGGAACAUUGGACUUGUUCAGAGAUGAGGAUCUCGAGUUUGUGAGGAGACUGUUAGAGGACGAUGUUGAGGUCGAGUUUCAUCUCUGGCCUGGAGUGCCGCACGUAUUUGAGUUCCUUGCACCUGGUACAAGAUGGCAUCAGCGUGCUAAAAAAGCACAAAACGAUGCCUUAAGAAGGGUCUGA